AAGGGACUGAUCACCAGAGGUGCAACAACAACCAUGAAGGAGUCUAAGUGGAAUGCACCACAGAUUUUACCUUUAACAGAUGAUGUCAAAUGCUUGGAUCGCCAUAUGGAGACUGUUAAAAGCAGUGCUGAAAGAAUGCUGAGGUUGACUCCAACUCCAUACAGCUAUGCAAUGCUUGCCAAAGUGACACUUGCUCAAGUGAUCAUUUUUAACAGAAGAAGAGAAGGAGAGGUAUCAAGAAUGGAGGUGUCCACCUUUAAAGACAGAAAAAAGUCAGAAAUCAAUAUGGACAUGGCUGCUUGUCUGACCUCACUUGAGAAAAAAAUGUGUGAUUUCUUCACCAGAGUAGAAAUCCGUGGAAAACGAGGGAGAGGAGUUCCUAUUCUCCUGAAACCAUCAAUGGUCUCUGCAAUGGAGCUCCUUGUGGAAACUCGUGAAUCUUGUGGCGUCCCCAAAGAGAACAUUUACAUGUUUGCUAGACCAGGAGCUUUAUCUGCCUAUCGAGGAAGAGACUGUAUCCAAAUGUUUGCAAAGGAGAGUGGAGCAAAACACCCUGAAAUCUUAACAUCAACAAGGCUCCGAAAACAUAUAGCAACAAUGUCUCAGGUGCUUAAUCUUCAAGAAAAUGAAGCAGAUCAACUAGCAGACUUUCUGGGUCAUGACAUACGUGUGCACAGGCAGUAUUACCGUUUGCCUCAGGGAACACUUCAGCUUGCUAAGAUGAGCAAAUUGCUUUUGGCACUGGAGAAUGGAACUGUUUCACAUUAUAAAGGCCAAACACUUGAUGAUAUUGAAAUUUACCCUGAAGAAAAAGUUGAUCUGGGAAAUUCAGAUGGCUCAAGCGAUGAGAGUGAGCCUCUUCAAUCAGCUCUGGAGGCAAUAAAAACACCAGAGAAUGAGACAACGGAUCAGGGUGGAGACAGAGGGCCAUGGACUUCUUCAUCUCCAGGGACGUCUUCAUCUCCAAGGACUUCUUUCAGUCCUCCUUUGAAAAAGGGCAACCGAGUUAACGCCAAAUGUAAGUGGGAAGCUCAUGAGGUACGUGCAGUUGAAAGACACAUGAUGCGUUUCAUCAACACAUGCAAGGUGCCUCAGAAGCUGGACUGCAUUCAAUGCAUCAAUGCAGAACCCUAUGCACUGAAAGACAGAAACUGGACUGGAGUGAAAAAUUAUGUUAGAAAUCGCAUUACUGCCUUAAAAAGAAAAGCUUGUGCAAAGGACUGAGGGCUGUCUGUUUGUGAUUUCAGUGAGUUAAAAUUUCCUGUUUCUCUGGUAAAAUGGUUCUGAAGAUGUUUUGAAGACGUUGCACUCCAAAAAUUUCAGGUUCAGUAAUUUUGUUACCUAAGACCUUUUCUCAUUCUGAGAGGAAAAAAACAAAUCUUUUCAAGUUGACAUUUUGUUCUUAACAUGGUUUUCAUUGUGUCCACUUCACACUGUACGAAAUGUAUUUGGAAUCAAAGUUUUUUACAUUUGCGGUUAGAAGCACUUAAUGAAUUGUGCAGAUAUUUUGCUGUUUCUUUGUUGCUGCAAGUUCCUGUGUAUACAUGAAGUGCAUGUAAAUUGCUAAAAACAACACGGUAGGAAUAAAAGAAGCAGAAUAUUUAAA
Messenger RNA from Oreochromis niloticus (Nile tilapia), 1606 nucleotides. RefSeq lists its product as uncharacterized. Lineage: Eukaryota; Metazoa; Chordata; Actinopteri; Cichliformes; Cichlidae. The transcript is spliced from 3 exons. The record is from RefSeq and is a predicted model, not a curated record. The coding region runs from base 34 to 1224 and encodes 396 amino acids.